CGACGGGGGUGUAAAUGAGAAAGUACUCUGAAGGAUCAACAACAUCGGAACGGAUUCGGUAGAAGCGAUCACGAUCCGUCCUCGGCAGCAGCUCACUCGCUCUCGCGCUCACUUUCCGUUGCUCGUUUUCGAUCAUGGCCUACGAAGGUGUUCUCUUGGGGAUGGGGAAUCCCCUCCUCGACAUAUCCGCCGUUGUCGAUGAGGAAUUCCUCAACAAAUAUGAUCUCAAGCCAAACAAUGCAAUUCUUGCGGAGGAAAAGCAUUUGUCAUUGUAUGAUGAAUUAGCUGCAAAAUACAAUGUCGAAUACAUUGCUGGAGGGGCCACACAGAAUACAAUAAGGGUUGCGCAGUGGAUGCUUCAAAUUCCCGGUGCAACUAGCUAUAUGGGUUGCAUUGGAAAGGAUAAAUUUGGAGAGGAAACGAAGAAGAAUGCCGCCGUUGCAGGCGUUAAUGCUCAUUAUUAUGAGGAUGAAACAGCCCUGACUGGUACAUGUGCUGUAUGUGUUGUUGGUGGUGAAAGGUCCCUAGUUGCUAACUUAUCUGCAGCAAACUGCUAUAAAAUUGAUCAUCUGAAGAGACCAGAAAACUGGCAAUUAGUUGAAAAGGCAAAGUACAUUUACAUAGCUGGCUUUUUCCUAACGGUGUCUCCUGAUUCCAUCCAACUUGUAGCUGAGCAUGCUGCUGCAAAGAAUAAGGUCUUUAUGAUGAACCUCUCUGCUCCUUUUAUCUGUGAAUUCUUCCGAGAUGCCCAGGACAAAGCUCUACAUUAUGUGGAUUUUGUCUUUGGUACUGAAACUGAAGCGAGGACCUUUGCAAGAGUCCAUGGAUGGGAGACAGAAAAUGUUGAGGAGAUUGCAGUAAAGAUCUCAGCUCUGCCCAGGGCAUCAAAGACACAUAACAGAAUUACUGUCAUCACACAGGGUUGUGAUCCAGUUGUUGUUGCUGCUGAUGGAAAGGUGAGAUUGUUCCCUGUUAUCUUGUUACCAAAAGAGAAGCUUGUCGAUACCAAUGGCACAGGUGAUGCAUUUGUUGGAGGAUUUCUGUCUCAACUGGUCCAAGAGAAGAGCAUAGAUGACUGUGUAAAAGCUGGGUGUUAUGCGGCAAAUGUUAUAAUCCAAAGGUCAGGCUGCACCUACCCAGAGAAGCCGGAUUUCCGGUAAAAAAAAAACCACGAUGUCAUGGUGAGGCUUUUCCACUCGAGAAAGUAUUGCUUUCAACAUCGCAUGGUGUUGGUGGAUUUCUCCAAAUGUGCACUCGUGAAUUGUUGCUGUCGGAACUAAUUUGCCACAAAGGAUGCUGCUCAUGUUACUGGCGUUGGAAAACAACCAUCGGGACCUCUAACAUGUUAUUGGAGAUCUAAUUUGCCCGUGCACCUUAUUGGCAUUGCAUAAGAGACUUCCUCAUCUAUCAUCUUGGUUGCAUGUUGUUUGAGUAAUCUAUUAUGCUAACAUUCCAAUUGAAAUCUAACCUGUCGUAUAUAAGGGUUAGUAUAGCUUACCUUUUGAUGAUAUUAUUGAAUCGUAAAACUUUUGUAGAUCUGCACAAAAUGAUUAGUUCUUUCUUAUCUUGUUUA
Messenger RNA from Musa acuminata AAA Group (dessert banana), 1573 nucleotides. Its product is annotated as adenosine kinase 2-like. Lineage: Eukaryota; Viridiplantae; Streptophyta; Magnoliopsida; Zingiberales; Musaceae. The record is from RefSeq and is a predicted model, not a curated record. Gene Ontology annotation, cellular component: cytosol; nucleus. Gene Ontology annotation, biological process: purine nucleobase metabolic process; purine ribonucleoside salvage. Gene Ontology annotation, molecular function: adenosine kinase activity. The coding region runs from base 135 to 1160 and encodes 341 amino acids. The transcript has 13 exons.